Molecule: messenger RNA, 3350 nt
Organism: Pecten maximus
Lineage: Eukaryota; Metazoa; Mollusca; Bivalvia; Pectinida; Pectinidae
Product: ubiquitin carboxyl-terminal hydrolase Usp2-like
Exons: 18
Coding region: 43-1689 (548 amino acids)
Biological process (GO): protein deubiquitination
Cellular component (GO): nucleus; cytosol
Molecular function (GO): cysteine-type deubiquitinase activity; cysteine-type endopeptidase activity
Source: RefSeq, a predicted model, not a curated record
GCCGAAUUGACGGAGUGUGGGCACUGUUUCUGUUUAAACUGUAUGUUUGAGCUAUCAUCAAUCGAAAAAGCAGAGAAGACCACGUUUUGUGGAAUCGGAUUUUGGAAGCCUUGCCGAACAGUAAUUCAAUUGGAAACUCUCAACAAACAAAUUAAGAACAUUAGGGAAAACCCAUCGUUUUACAUUAAAGAAAAGCCUCAAAGAAGACGGUGCAGUCAAUAUUCAUGUGGGAAGGAGGCUGUCAUUGAGUUUCGUAACUGCAGUCAUUGCAUGUGUGAGGACUGUGUUUCUGUGAAGGUAUCAAGUGGAGAAACAAUGAUUUGUGGAGGUUGGUUUUAUUGUAACAAUGAAAUUCCUACCGAGUUUGUGAUGGACUACCUGCAUAACAUUGGAAAUGUCGAGAACAGGACUCCAACUGGAUAUACUAGAGAUGUAUGUGACAACCCAAACUGUCCAGCAGAAAGCUUACUGAAGCGAGACAUUCGUCAAAGGUUUUCCUGUGAACACAAGUUAUGCAUUGUUUGUGUUUCGGCGCAGCGAACAAGUGGGGACGAUGAGAUCAUAUGCAAAGUUCCAACCUGUGCAUCUUCAAAAAUAAGACAGACCGACUCAGAAAUAGCUGGAAUACCAAACAUUGGCCUCACCUGUUACGCUAGCUGUGUGCUGCAAGUACUCGCCCAGACUCCGAGAUUCAAUGAUAGCUUGCGCACAUACUCUCCGGACAGUGACAAGGAUGACGUGGAAACAAUGUUGAAAGAACUUCUUAAAAGUGUCAAUGAUGUAUCAGGAAGGGAAUUUUAUGUCAACUGGAAUUUGAUGCAACGGCUUAUGCGAAAAAUAUUCCAAAUUGACCGAUCAUUUCGCCAGUACCAGGAGAACGAUUGCCAUUCAUUCAUUAUGGCCUUAUUCAACGCAUUAAUGAAAACAGAACAAGAUCACAAGAAACAGAAAGAUGUAGGAAACUCAUUUCUUGACGGACCAGACCCAGAUGACGACAGUGGUACAGGGAAAGGGACAGAAAAUAUUACCAAUGAUGGCAGACCAAAAGCGGAAGCUGAUAUAGGAAACACCACAGGAAAAAGUACCUGUCCUACCGCACUCUUUGAAAGUCGUCUUACAAGUCAAUUUAAAUACAGCAGUUGUACCGACACGGAAAAUGUUGAUGAUCAACUGUUUUAUAGUCUCCUGUUACCAGCUGUUGUUGAAGUGAAAUCCAUUGCUGAAGGACUGGACUUGUAUUUCAAAAGUGAAGAAUUUCCAGACAAUAUGUUACCAUGUAGGAAAUGCAAAACCCAGAACGACAGAACGACCACAACUCGAACUCUUCUAGUGUCUAAAGCUCCAGACAUGUUGAUGAUACAGCUGGCACGUUUUCGCGAGGUGACAUACUUUGAUGAUCAUUACAAGGAAUUGGAAAAGACGGAUCAUCAAGUGAAGUUUGAAGAAACAUUGACAAUCAAGAAAGCUUACACAAUGGACAAGAAAGAGUUGGAGUACGAGCUAUAUGGAGUCGUUUUACAUAGUGGCAAUAUGCAUGGUGGUCACUACACCUCGUGUGUGAGGAACCUGAAAAGCAAGAAAUGGUAUUCCUGUAGCGACUCAAGCGUCCGUGAGAUGCCGGAGAAAUCAUUGUUACAACCAAGGGCCUUCAGUAACGCAUACCUGCUCUUUUAUAGCAAGAAAAAGUAAAUAUAUUAGCUUCAAACUUUGAAAUCAAGCAAUUCCUUCUGACUAAACUAAAUUAAAAGCACAAAGAGGAGAAAUAAAAUUCGUUCACAAAUGAAAGAUACAUCUGCAAACAAUGUUGAGUAAUAACUGAUGGUAGCAAAAUUGACACGAUUUCUAUUUCAACAAAGAAUGAUUUGGAGAUCUGUUUGUUGAUACCAGUGAUUUCUUAAACUCAGUUGAAGGUUGUUUGUAUACCAAGCGUUAUUGUAUCCAGUGUGAGGUAUAACUUCAUUAUAUUAUAUUAUUGCCGUUUCGUUCAUAUGUACAAAUAUUUUUAAUUUCAUUGACGUCAUGCAGUUUGGAUUUUUUUUUAAAAUCUUUUAAGGUGGGUUUUUUUCAUCGUUAAUUUAUAGCAAAGGUCAAAUUGAGCUUCUAUGAGAUUGCAGACUUUGAUAUUUGAAAUAUGAAAUUCACUGUCCCAUUUUGUAUAUUCAUCCAAAUUAUAUUUAUUUAACCGUUCACUCAUUACCCAUUUAAUUGCUUAAGUUCAGCAUACACACCGAUUUGAAAAUAAUCUAUGUACAUAAAGAUGGUGUAUUUUGUAGAUUUGCCUCCAAAUCCAUAUAUGAAAACUCUUUUCAAUUCCGGUGAUUCGAAAGCGCUAUUUAGCUAUUUGAAAAACAUCGAUCUAUUCUAUAGACUUUGAAAAUAUAUUUAUGUACAUGAAGAUGAUUAUUUUGUAUGUUUUACUUCAAAUUCACCAGUUUUGGUUAGAGGUACAUAUAUCAUGAAAUGAUAGCCAUCAUAAUUUACCAGCGAUCACGUGAUAUCCGGGAUCUGUCACUUAGGUCUUAAUCUAAAAAAAGAAACGUUCCGAAAGCAGACGAAAGAAUAGAGCGGAUAACUUUUUCAUUUCUGUGUUUAUAACUACAUCAGCACGAGUCGUAAAUUGACAGAAAAAACGCAAAUCCCAAAUCGUUUUAGCCAUGAUGUUGAAUCAAUCAUUUUUCAAGGUCAAAGAUGAGGAUGUACCAAUCCAAGCAUGUCUGCAACUGAUAUAUUUGUAUAUAAUAGAAAUGUUAAGCAUAUAUUGUUUACAUAUUUAAACAACAAUAAUACAAUGUAUUUGCCUUUCUUUUUUUCAAAUAACAAUUCAUCUAAAUAUUAAUGCAUUCAUACUAAUAUACCAGUUUGUAUGAAACAUAUCAUACAAGGAAUUUUGUCGUAAAAAUCUAUGCACAAUGGAGAUUUAAACAAUGCCUUAUGUGAUAGAAUUUUAGGACAAAUAUUCAUACUUAUCGACCAACAUUGAUAUUGAUGUUAGCUCGAUAAUAUCAUUUUACUUAUCGUUUUGAUAUUUCGCCUUUAGGCCCUGGCGUUUUAAAUUGCUUACAAAUCAAUGUUUUAUAGUAUUCAAUUAAAACUUAGAUUCUACUUAAGAUUUUAUUGGACAUUUUCAUAUAAUAUGCUUGGAAAUUGCGACAUCCAUCGAGAAAGUGUUAACAUGUAAUAAACAGGCAACUUAUCGUGCAAAACAAUGAUUUGAUAUUGACAUGAUGUGUAAGAAAAUAUGUCUUAUUGCAUUUUAUUACGCCUGAACACAAUCUGUAAUAGGAAGGAGUAAUUAUACCCCCGCAUCGAAGUUAGGGGGGUAUACUGGAAUCAGGUUGUCUGUCCGUCCG